Pseudovirgaria hyperparasitica is the source of this 814-nucleotide messenger RNA. RefSeq lists its product as uncharacterized. The transcript has a single exon. Bases 364 to 564 code for a protein of 66 amino acids. Lineage: Eukaryota; Fungi; Ascomycota; Dothideomycetes; Acrospermales; Acrospermaceae. The record is from RefSeq and is a predicted model, not a curated record.
CGGAGUGCCACAUUUUUGCAUAUUUUCUUUGCACAGCGCCAUCAGCUCAGCAGUAAUGUUUAAUUUUAUUAUUUGUUUUAACGUUAAUGUUACGCACUAUCUGUUUAUUAGUCAAUAUUUGACUUUAUUGUCGCUUGGUGCUUUGUAGCUAGAGGCCAACAACGGAGUCGGGGGUGAGAGAGUGUGGAGAAGAGCGGCAGAUACCAGUCUAUCACUACUACUGUGAGUACUAUACUACUAUACUAUACUACUGAUACCAGUCCAGAUAACGGUGCGGACUACUACAGUAUGCCAACAAUACGCCGACGGAGAAGGAAACGGAUGCGAGGAGCGAGCGACAGGCAUGCAUGCCAACAUGCCAACAUGACGGCGGCUAUUCAUGCCAUGCCAGGCAUAAGGACGCUGACAGGGCGGAGUUUUAGCAGGCUCGCAGCACUCCGUCUGGCGCAGCACGCGCGUGUCUUUUGCCCUCUUGUCUCCGUCAUCGUCGCCGUCGUCGUUCGUCUUCUCUAUACAUACAAUGUGGACGACGGUGGACAGAAUUGGAGUUUGCUGGUGGACUGACGAUGAGGCGUGGGUGAUGAUGCGAUGAUGCGCCAGGUGAGUCGCUCCUAAGCAGCCAAGCGGUGGUCACGUCAAGCUGCAGAGUUAGACUGUGGCUAAGGCUUAGCUGCCAAAUAUACGGACCAUGACACUUUGACAAGUAUAGGCAUGAAGAGGGACUACUGUACUGGCUGAUUAUUCUACUAUGUAUGGCACGCACACAUAAGGCGAAUAGUGAUAUAUUUAACAAUGAAUACCAUAUAUAUAGCAC